Molecule: messenger RNA, 3502 nt
Organism: Ziziphus jujuba (common jujube)
Lineage: Eukaryota; Viridiplantae; Streptophyta; Magnoliopsida; Rosales; Rhamnaceae
Exons: 23
Coding region: 124-3387 (1087 amino acids)
Biological process (GO): carbohydrate metabolic process
Molecular function (GO): carbohydrate binding; hydrolase activity, hydrolyzing O-glycosyl compounds
Source: RefSeq, a predicted model, not a curated record
AGUUACUCUUUUGCUGUGCUGUCGCGCUUGGGCUUUUGCGGAAAAUCCAUAAAAUCUUUAAUUAAAUAAUGGAAAGUAAUUAAUUAAAAGAAAUGUUUAAAGAGUAUUUAGGGACCCCCACCAAUGGAGGAAGCACAAGUAGUGCUGAGUAGCAGAGUAGGUGGAAGAGAAUCAUCGAGUUUCGUGUCCAGGCAUCUCCUCCUCCAUAAGUAUCAUCAUCGUCAGGUAUCUUCCUGUCAUGGGAAAUUUGGAGUUGGAGUUUGGGGUUUGAGGACGCCAUUUUUGGGUUUGAGAUUGAGGGAACUUGUUCACCAGGGAAGCUUCCUUCCAUUUUCGUCUAUCAGAAAGAAGGGACCUAGUAAGAAGUCAUUUACUGAAAGGUUGGAAUCUAAAAUGGCUGAUUAUAAAGGGAAGGAAGUUACUGCAGAUGUCACCUCAGGACGUAUGGUUUUCGAACCUAUCUUGGAGGAUGGAGUCUUCAGAUUUGAUUGUUCUGCAAGUGAUAGAGAUGCAGCAUAUCCAAGUUUUUCUUUUGUAAAUAGCAAGGUUAGGGACACACCAGUCAUAGAUCACAGGGUGCCUAUAUACAUACCCAACUUCCAAUGUCACUUGGGGCAACAGAUUGUGAAUUUUGAGUUUCCUGUUGGCACCUCAUUUUAUGGAACUGGAGAAGUUAGCGGGCAACUUGAGCGGACAGGAAAAAGGAUUUUUACGUGGAACACUGAUGCAUGGGGCUAUGGUUCUGGAACAACAUCAUUGUAUCAAUCACAUCCUUGGGUAUUAGCUGUUUUUCCAACUGGAAAGGCACUGGGGGUUCUUGCUGACACAUCACGGCGUUGUGAGAUUGAUCUGAGGAAAGAAUCAAUAAUACAAUUUGUUGCUCCUUCCCCAUAUCCUGUCAUUACAUUUGGUCCAUUUGCUUCACCAAGUGAUGUUUUAAUAUCUUUAUCACAUGCUAUUGGAACUGUGUUUAUGCCCCCAAAGUGGUCAUUAGGCUAUCAACAAUGCCGUUGGAGCUAUGACUCUGACAAAAGAGUCCGUGAGAUUACCAGAAAGUUCCGGGAGAAGGGUAUACCUUGUGAUGUCGUAUGGAUGGACAUAGACUACAUGGAUGGUUUUCGUUGUUUCACUUUUGAUCAGGAGCGCUUCCCAGAUCCAAAGUCUUUGGUAAAAGAUCUUCAUCAAAAUGGUUUCAAAGCGAUAUGGAUGCUUGACCCUGGGAUUAAACAGGAAGAUGGUUAUUUUGUCUAUGAUAGCGGUUCAAAAGAGGAUGUGUGGAUUCAGAAAGCAGAUGGAAAACCUUUCAUAGGGGAAGUCUGGCCUGGGCCUUGUGUUUUCCCGGACUAUACACAGGCAAAAGUUCGUCUAUGGUGGUCCAAUCUGGUUAAAGAUUUUGUUUCUAAUGGUGUUGAUGGCAUAUGGAACGAUAUGAAUGAACCAGCUGUUUUUAAGACUGUAACUAAAACAAUGCCUGAGAGUAAUAUUCAUAGGGGAGAUGAAGAACUUGGAGGCUGCCAGAAUCAUUCACACUAUCACAACGUGUAUGGCAUGCUGAUGGCAAGGUCAACUUAUGAAGGCAUGAAGUUAGCUGAUAAAAACAAGCGUCCUUUUGUUCUCACCAGAGCUGGAUUUAUUGGUAGCCAAAGAUAUGCUGCAACAUGGACGGGAGACAAUCUUUCAAAUUGGGAGCACCUCCAUAUGAGUGUUUCAAUGGUACUUCAAUUGGGACUCAGUGGUCAGCCACUAUCAGGACCUGAUCUUGGUGGCUUUGCUGGAAAUGCAACCCCCAAGCUCUUCGGAAGGUGGUUGGGUAUAGGUUCUAUGUUCCCAUUUUGCCGUGGGCACUCUGAAACUGGCACUGUUGAUCAUGAACCAUGGUCCUUUGGAGAAGAGUGUGAGGAAGUAUGCCGCUUGGCGUUGAAGAGGCGCUACUGUCUUAUACCUCACAUAUAUACUCUUUUCUAUAUGGCUCAUACUACAGGAACACCAGUGGCUAGUCCUACUUUCUUUGCUGAUCCUAAAGAUCCCCACUUACGGAAAGUUGAGAAUUCUUUUCUGUUGGGUCCACUUCUAGUCUAUUCAAGUCUAUUUGUCAUGAUUAGCACUUUGCCUCAUCAGGGGAUCGAUAAUUUGCAGUUCGUAUUGCCCAAAGGAAUUUGGUUGAGUUUUGACUUUGAUGAUUCACAUCCAGAUUUACCAGCUUUAUACUUGCAAGGUGGAGCAAUUAUUCCUUCAGGUCCUCCUUAUCAGCACACUGAUGAAGCUAAUCCGUCAGAUGACUUGACACUCUUUGUGGCUUUAGAUGAACAUGGGAAAGCUAAAGGUAUUCUCUUCGAAGAUGAUGGGGAUGGAUAUGGAUUCACAGAAGGUCAAUUUUUGUUGACACAUUAUGUUGCUGAACUUGAAUCGUCAGUUGUUACUGUUAAAAUUUCCAAAACCGAAGGAUAUUGGAAGAGGCCAAACCGCCAUUUGCAUGUGCAAUUGUUGCUUGGUGGAGGUGCAAAGCUUGAAGCAUGGGGCAGAGAUGGAGAGGUUAUUCAAAUUAAAAUGCCAUCAGAAGAGGAAGUAACUCAGCUGGUAUUUACUAGUGUUGAGCAAUACAGAACUCGUUUGGAAAAAGCAAAGCGCCUUCCAGAUGUGGAAGAGGCUCCUGGACAUAAAGGAACAGAACUUUCAAAGGCUCCUAUCGAACUGAAAGGUGGCGAUUGGGUUAUAAAAGUAGUUCCUUGGAUUGGAGGCAGAAUAAUUUCCAUGAUGCACCUUCCCUCAGGAACACAGUGGCUUCACAGUAGAGUUGAGAUUAAUGGGUAUGAAGAGUAUAGUGGUACUGAAUACCGGUCUGCUGGAUGUACUGAGGAAUACAAUGUCAUUGAACUGAGUUUAGAGCAUGCAGGAGAAGAAGAAUCUCUUAUGUUACAAGGUGAUAUUGGUGGUGGAUUGGUUUUAGAACGGCUGAUAACCAUUCCAAAGGAUGAUCCUAAGGUUUUACGUAUUAAUUCUAGCAUUAUAGCUCGCAAAGUUGGUGCUGGCUCUGGUGGAUUUUCGAGACUGGUUUGCCUUAGAGUACAUCCGACAUUCACCCUCGUUCACCCAACGGAAUCUUAUGUCUCAUUUACGUCCGUUGAUGGGUCAAAGCAUGAAAUUUGGCCGGAAUCCGGGGAGCAGUUUUAUGAAGGGAAUCUUCUACCAAAUGGUGAAUGGAUGCUAGUCGACCGGUGUCUUGGCUUGGCACUGGUGAAUAAAUUCGAUGUUAAACAGGUUUAUAAGUGUCUCAUCCACUGGGGAACAGGAACAGUAAAUUUAGAGCUGUGGUCUGAAGACAGGCCUGUUUCAAAGCAGUCUCCUCUUAAUGUGUUCCAUGAUUACAAAGUCAUCAGCAUUCCUUAAAAAUGUUAUUUUCACACUUAAGAGGUGGUGAUCCCAAACUGUAUAACAAUUCUCCAAUAAAUAAAAACUUUACAUGGACAAUAAUAUUAUAUCUUGCCCCUUGGCAUUGCUUUUC